UCUGACCAUGAUGAUUCCUUUUGCGAAGUUGAUGAUCUUGCAUGCGCAUUUUUUAUUAAUGUCCGGCUCUGUUCUCGCGGUGUACAUAUAUGCGUGCAAUUCGACAAUCAGGUUAUCACACUUUUCCAAGUGCAGAGAAUCGCUUACCAAAUGGAUCAUAUCAUUCAUCAAAUUAAUGGACCAGGAAGUAAUUCCAGAUGUCUUCGCGACAUUGAGAUUGCAAGUCCUCAGGAUAAGGAACAAAUCCUGUCCUGGAACUCCGAACCUCUCCAAUACAUCGAUGCUUGUGUUCACGACUAUAUUCAAGAGAAAGCCAGAGAAUUUCCCAACGACACAGCCAUCUACUCGUGGGAUGCAGAACUAACUUAUGGGCAAUUAGACGAAAUGUCAGACCGACUUGCUCCUUGCAUAUCAAAUUAUGGCAUAUCUCAGGGGUCGUUUGUAUCGCUCUGUUUCGAAAAAAGUGCUUGGGCAGUGGUUUCAAUUCUUGCUACCAUGAAGGCCGGAGCCGCAUUUGUUUUGAUCGAUC
Messenger RNA from Talaromyces proteolyticus, 529 nucleotides. RefSeq lists its product as uncharacterized. Lineage: Eukaryota; Fungi; Ascomycota; Eurotiomycetes; Eurotiales; Trichocomaceae. The transcript has a single exon. The record is from RefSeq and is a predicted model, not a curated record. The coding region runs from base 8 to 364 and encodes 118 amino acids.